AUGGAUCACUGGCACCCUGCGAUAAAGAAGAUGACUAACUCCUUCAAAAUCAAGCUAGGACAAGGUGGCUAUGGCUGUGUAUACAAAGGAAUGUUACACGAUGGAAGUCCUGUGACAGUUAAAGUUUUGAAAGAAUCAAAAGGAAGUGUAGAAGAAUUUAUCAAUGAGGUGGCAAGUAUUAGCAGGACUUCCAAUGUCAACAUUGUUACUCUUCUGUGUUUCUGUUUCCAGGGUUGCAAAAGGGCUCUUAUAUAUGAAUCCAUGCCUAAUGGAUCCCUUGAUAAGUUCACUCACGGUGGACGAUCCUCUACACAUCAUCAACUAAGAAUGCAAGAACUGUACAAAAUUUCAGUAGGAAUUGCACGAGGAUUGGAGUAUUUGCACCAUGGAUACAAUACUAGAAUAUUGCAUUUUGAUAUUAAACCUCAUAACAUUCUUCUUGAUAAAAAUUUCACUCCCAAAAUCCCGGAUUUUGGCCUGGCUAAACUUUGCCCUGGUAAAGAAAGCAUUGUGUCAAUUUUAAGCGCAAGAGGAACCAUCGGAUACAUAGCCCCGGAAGUUUUCUGCAAGACCAUUGGAGGGGUAUCCCACAAGUCAGAUGUCUAUAGCUAUGGGAUAAUGGUUUUCGAGAUGGUUGGAGUAAGAGAGGACACUGAAGUUGGAGUAGUAGAUCAUAGCAGUGAUAUGUACUUUCCCGAUUGGAUAUACAAAAGACUAGAUCAAGUUGAUGAGUAUCUUGGACUGUAUGGAAUUUGGAAUGAAGAGCAGAACGAACUUGCAAGGAAAAUGAUAAUAGUGAGCCUGUGGUGCAUACAAACUAAUCCCUUGAGCAGGCCAUCAAUAAGUAAGGUUGUGGAGAUGUUAGAAGGGGAACUUCCAGGUCUUGGAAAUCCCUCCCAAACCUUUCUUGUCUUCUCCAGCAGGAGCAUCAGAAGAUUCUUCAACAAUAUAUCCAUCUGGAAUAGUCUCAUGAUUUUGUAA
Molecule: messenger RNA, 981 nt
Organism: Coffea eugenioides
Lineage: Eukaryota; Viridiplantae; Streptophyta; Magnoliopsida; Gentianales; Rubiaceae
Product: LEAF RUST 10 DISEASE-RESISTANCE LOCUS RECEPTOR-LIKE PROTEIN KINASE-like 2.4
Exons: 2
Coding region: 1-981 (326 amino acids)
Biological process (GO): protein phosphorylation
Molecular function (GO): ATP binding; protein kinase activity
Source: RefSeq, a predicted model, not a curated record